AUCCUCACGUUAUUCUUCAAGCCUGUAAAGAAGAAGAAAGCUGUGAAGAUAGGUCUCGGCAUGCGUCGCAGUACUUUGGAGGGCUUGCACUCUGAACUUGUGCUUGAUGCUGGUGAUGUACUUUCACCAGAGGAAGUCGAGCUGUUCAAUACACUUGAUGGAGAUGAAGACCACAUUAAUGACGAGAGCCAGACCAUACACGACAUGCACAUUGCUAUCUCUGUCCGUGAUCGAGCAAUUGCAGACAUGCGUGCCAAGGGUGUUACUGUGAGACAAAACGAACUUAGGGAGGCAGAAGUAGUUCUGUACAAGGUUGCUGGUCUGGCAAAAAGAGUCAAUGAUUCAGGUCGACUCAAGUCUCGGUUUGAGUCCCUUGUUGAUGCUGCAGCCAAAGACCCAAACUCACCAAUUACUGGUGAAAAGCAUACUUUGGAUAGAAGGGUUUCCACAAGGUGGAAUUCUGACCUUGCUUGUUUGGAUGCUUAUUUUCUCUUGUAUCCAAUUGUUGAGCAAUUAACUGCAGUACAAGAGUUUAAGCUUCAAAAUUUUGUCUUAUCAGACACCCAACUCCACCUUGCAAAAGAACUAUGUGAUAUACUUCUGAUUGUUGAGGGGCCAACACGUUUGUUUUCACAAGCAAAUGUUCCCCUUAUUGCUAAUAUUAUUCCUAUGCUCCUGGUUAUUCAACAAGCACUCACAAGAGCUAGUGAGGAUACCUCUCAGCCUUCUGUCUUGAGAAUUGCUGCCUAUGCUGGUACACUUGUUUGCAAGAAGUAUUAUGCUCUUGCUGAUGAGUGUGAGAUAUACUACAUUGCAAUAGUAAUGUCUCCAGACAAGAAACUUGACUAG
This is a messenger RNA of Fomitiporia mediterranea MF3/22, 849 nucleotides long. RefSeq lists its product as uncharacterized. The record is from RefSeq and is a predicted model, not a curated record. The transcript is spliced from 4 exons. The annotation marks the transcript as partial. Lineage: Eukaryota; Fungi; Basidiomycota; Agaricomycetes; Hymenochaetales; Hymenochaetaceae.